Molecule: messenger RNA, 493 nt
Organism: Jatropha curcas
Lineage: Eukaryota; Viridiplantae; Streptophyta; Magnoliopsida; Malpighiales; Euphorbiaceae
Source: RefSeq, a predicted model, not a curated record
AUUCAAUACUUGAGCAAAAAUCUAUUUUCCUUGUCCUUAAUUAAUAUGGCUUGCUCAAAGAUUUUCCUUCUUCUUAGCGUUGCAUUUGCCAUUGUUCUUCUCAUCUCAUCUGAGGUCUCUGCUCAGACAGAUCAAACUCAGGAAACUGCAAAUGUAGAUUUAAGCCAAGCCCAUGUAAGCGGAUACGGACAUGGACACAAACACAAGGGACAUGGAGGACACGGGCAUGGACACAAAUAUGGGAAACAUGGAGGAUACGGACACGGACACGGACACAGACAUGGACAUGGACACGGACACGGACAUGGACAUGGACACGGACAUGGACAUUAGAAGAAAACUAAACCAUUUGAACUUUAAAUGGAGCUUAUGAAUAAAAGUUUAUAUGUCAAUAAGGGUGUUUAGAUAGGUAUCUUCAUUGCACCCUACAUGUCUGUAUCCAUUAUCCAAAUACUAAGAAUAAAAUAAACAAUACUACACAUUUGAGCUUUCA